GUAGGAUAAAGCAAAAGAGCAGGUCUUUCUCAUACACGGAUCCCCAUGGAAUGCGGGAAGGAUGCCUAACAUAGCUUCCUGCAACACAUUCUUUUUGUUUAUUUUAAAGGAACCUGCUUUCUUCCCUUUAGAAUACUGUCCAAAGAGACAAACAUAUAUACGGACCUCUAACAGAGCCAGCCCCAGAGAGAGAGGGGGGGACAGAGCAUUUGGAUUCAGUUGCUCUCAGGAGUUAGAUUUCAUCAUUUGGAUGGUUAGAUUUGGUUUGGUCGCUUCUGCUACAAUCAAGAGAUAUAUAUCUUAACCAAAAAAAAAAAAUCCUCGUUCCAAAUGGAGGGAAAGCUAGAGAGCAGAGAAAAUAUAUUUCCCCAUGAUUGAGUUGCCUAGCCUUAAGACCAGCUUGGCUAGAAUAUCUAUUAUCUAAUAAUAGGUGAACAAGUGAGACAGAGAAAGAUGAAGUCCGCGGAGAAUGAUGACACCCAUGGUCAUGAAAACAACUGGUUGGGUUUCUCUCUCUCCCCUCACAUGAAUCUAGAUGUUCCUUCCCACUGUAAUGAUCAACAAGGCAAACAAGUUACACGGCCUUCCUCUGCCGCUGCAGAUGCAGUUCCGGCGAGCUUCUAUCACUCCAUGCCCCUUCCUCCUAAUUAUGGCAUUUAUUAUGGUGCUCUUGAAGGUGAAAAUGCCGCCUUCUAUUCAUCUCUUCCUGUCAUGCCCCUGAAAUCUGACGGCUCUCUCUAUCUAAUGCAGUCACAACCUCAAGGAAUGGUAUCGACUUCAGCCCCGAAACUCGAGAAUUUCUUGGGCAGCUCAACAAUGGGGACCUUGAGCUUAGACAGCAUGACUUUCGCCAACCAAUCCUCACGCCGAGAACUCAACAACCCAAACUAUGUAAACCGCGUCGAACAAGGCCAAGACGUUCAGGUUCAGCCUUUCGCAACAUACUAUUCUGGCUUCACAAGUCAAGAAAUGAUGUUAGAAGGGCCCAAACAAAAUGAGGUUUCAGACUGUAAUGUCCAGGUCCCAAGUAUUGCAGAGGAGGGAGUUUCUGGAAUGAAGGGCUGGGGCAUGAGAAUCAACCCAGCUGGUCAUGCAUCGGAGUCAGAGAUGAUGGUUAGCGUAGAGGAUAACAAUGGUGGCGAGUCUGGAUCCAUUGGAUCAAUGGCGUAUGGCGAUUUGCAGUCACUGAGCUUGUCCAUGAGCUCUGGCUCACAAUCAAGCUGUGUCACAAGUUCACAGAGAGCAUCGCCUUCUGUCAUUGAUUCUGUUGGCGUGGAUACAAAGAAAAGAGGACCUGAAAAGUUUGACCAGAAGCAAAUUAUUCACAGGAAAUCCAUAGAUACCUUUGGCCAAAGAACCUCCCAAUACAGAGGUGUAACAAGACAUAGAUGGACUGGUAGAUACGAAGCUCAUCUUUGGGACAACAGUUGCAAGAAAGAGGGUCAAAGCAGGAAAGGAAGGCAAGUUUAUCUAGGGGGUUAUGAUAUGGAAGAAAAAGCUGCGAGAGCUUAUGACCUGGCUGCACUCAAGUAUUGGGGACCCUCCACUCAUAUCAAUUUCCCAUUGGAAAAUUAUCAAAAUGAACUUGAGGAAAUGAAGAACAUGACCAGACAGGAAUACGUGGCUCACUUGCGGAGGAAAAGCAGCGGAUUCUCCAGAGGUGCUUCCAUGUACAGAGGAGUAACAAGACAUCAUCAACAUGGGCGGUGGCAAGCUCGAAUCGGCAGAGUGGCUGGAAACAAGGAUCUAUAUCUUGGAACCUUCAGUACCCAAGAGGAAGCAGCUGAGGCAUAUGACAUUGCUGCUAUAAAGUUCCGUGGAGUAAAUGCGGUGACCAACUUCGAUAUAACGAGAUAUGAUGUGGAAAGAAUCAUGGCUAGCAGUAACCUUCUUAGUGGCGAACUAGCCAGGCGGAACAAAGAGAUAGAUGGUGGCAACGAUCGGGCUAUCAUCCCUAUAGGUACAGCAUAUGUUGAAAACCAGGAUGCGAUUUCAAUGCGCAAGAGUUUCGAAGGCCAGUCAUCAGAGUGGAAGCCGGGAACGCAUAUGUUCAAUCGUUCUCAGUGGAUGACAGAACUUGACCAAAAUCCAGCAAGAAUUGAGACUUAUAGAACUCAGUCCUUCUCAGUGCCUUUAGAUAACAUGAUCCAUCAAGUAGAUGACCCGACCAAUAUGGGAACGCACGUCUCAAAUCCUUCAUCAUUAGUGUCAAGCUUGAGCAGCUCACGUAAAGUUAGCCCUGAUAAAACAAGCUUGCCAGUUCUCAGUGAAACGCCUUCGUUAGUGACAAGCUUGAGGCCUCCACUUUCAUUGCCUCAUGUGCCAGUUUUUGCUGCAUGGACAGAUGCUUGAUUAGUCCGGUUCUUUUUUAAAUUGAGAAGCAUUUUGCAUGAACAAUAUACACGAAGGAAGAUUCAGUGACCUUCUUGUAGGUGAAAUUAGUGGGGAAGGGCGUCUUAUUCACAGGUUUUGUUCUUACUUUAUAGCUUCCUCCGAUUAAAGAGUUACCAAAAUUUCAAAUCCUUCCUGCCAAAUUUUGUGGAAUUGUCAUUGAUGAAAAACGGCAAUGCUAUAGAAAACUCAUAUGACCAAAAAAAGGACAAAAUGAUUAAGGAAACAUGUGGACGCUCCUAA
Molecule: messenger RNA, 2634 nt
Organism: Neltuma alba
Lineage: Eukaryota; Viridiplantae; Streptophyta; Magnoliopsida; Fabales; Fabaceae
Product: AP2-like ethylene-responsive transcription factor AIL1
Exons: 9
Coding region: 454-2352 (632 amino acids)
Biological process (GO): regulation of DNA-templated transcription
Molecular function (GO): DNA binding; DNA-binding transcription factor activity
Source: RefSeq, a predicted model, not a curated record